Diversispora eburnea is the source of this 2037-nucleotide messenger RNA. The record is from the annotation of a GenBank genome assembly. NCBI's taxonomy places the organism in Eukaryota, Fungi, Glomeromycota, Glomeromycetes, Diversisporales, Diversisporaceae.
AUGGCAGAAGUAAAAAAGAUUAUUGUUCAAGAAGCAACAAAAAAAAAGAGUAAGAAAAGUCAAAAGGAAACUGAUGGAAAUGGCGAUUUUCCAUUAGAGUUAAAUCCACCUCCGGAGUAUUUAUCUCAUCGCAUUAGAUUAUUUGAGGAAUGGAAAGCUACUUAUGACGAAGAAAUCAGGAAGAAACCGCGUGUUCCGAUUACUGUAAUAUUCCCUGACGGUAAUAAAAAGGAAGCAAUUUCAUGGGAAACAACUCCCAUGGACAUUGCAAAGGAGAUAUCAAAAUCAUUAUCUGAACGUAUUGUUAUUGCGAAGGUCAAUGAUGAAUUAUUCGAUUUAUGUCGACCAUUGGAAUCUGAUUGUACUCUAGAAUUACUAGAUUUUGAACACGAUGAAGGAAAAAAGGUGUUUUGGCAUUCAAGUGCCCACGUUCUGGGUGAAGCAUGUGAACUUCAUUAUGGUUGUCACCUUUGCAUUGGUCCUCCAUUAGAUGAUGGAUUUUAUUAUGAGAUGGCAAUUAAAGACCGAGUUGUUAGUCAAAAUGAUUAUGAAUCUCUUAGGAAGUUGACAACUAAAGCUACUAAAGAAAAGCAACCUUUUGAAAGGUUACUUCUCUCUAAAGAAAAUCUAUUGGAAAUGUUUCAACAUAACCAAUAUAAAGUUCAUCUUAUCAAAUCAAAAAUUCCUGAUGGAACAUCAACUACUGUGUAUCGAUGUGGUCCUCUCAUAGAUUUGUGUCUUGGUCCACACAUUCCUCAUACAGGAAAAAUUAAAGCCUUAGAAGUUACCAAGAAUUCUUCGUCGUAUUUCCUUGGUGACGCGAGUAAUGAUUCUCUUCAACGUAUAUAUGGAAUUUCUUUUCCGGACUCCAAACAAAUGACUGAAUAUAAGAAUUUUGUUGCGGAGGCCGCAAAACGUUAUCAUAAAAAAGUUGGUCAGGAACAAGAAUUAUUCUUUUUUGAUGAAUUAAGUCCCGGUAGUUGUUUCUUCCUUCCAAAUGGUGCUAGAAUUUACAACACGCUCAUUGAUUUUUUAAAGUUGGAGUACCGAAAGAGAGGUUAUAGUGAAGUAAUCACACCAAAUAUGUAUAAUACUAAAUUAUGGGAACAAUCAGGACAUUUACAGAAUUAUGAGGAAAAUAUGUUUUGCUUUGAAAUUGAAAAAGAAAAGUUUGCGUUGAAGCCCAUGAAUUGUCCAGGACAUUGUCUUAUGUUCAAACAUCGCGAUCGUUCAUAUCGCGAAUUACCUAUUCGUCUUGCAGAUUUUGGGGUAUUGCAUCGUAAUGAGUUAAGUGGAGCUUUAUCAGGGCUAACGCGUGUAAGACGUUUCCAACAAGAUGACGCUCAUAUAUUUUGUCGUCAAGACCAGGUAGAAGAAGAAAUUAAUUCUGCUUUGGAGUUCUUGAAACAUGUAUACACGAUUUUUGGUUUUACUUUCGAACUCAAUUUAUCUACACGUCCUGAAAAGCACUUGGGAACUAUUGAAGUUUGGAAUGAGGCCGAAAAGAGAUUGGAGGAUGCACUUAAUAAAUUUGGUGAACCUUGGGGAUUAAAUCCAGGGGAUGGUGCUUUCUAUGGUCCGAAGUAUCGAACCCAAACAAAUAAUGAAACUGAUCAAUCGUACGCUCGCCCCGUUAUGAUUCAUCGUGCUAUAUUAGGUUCCGUGGAGCGCAUGAUUGCCAUUUUAACUGAAAAUUUUGGUGGAAAAUGGCCUUUCUGGCUUUCGCCUAGACAAGUGAUGAUUAUUCCUAUCACAAAUAGUUUUAGCGAUUAUGUAAAAAAAGUUUCGAAUGAUUGCUUUGAUGCUGGUUUAUAUGUUGAAACUGAUUUGGGUGAAAGCACUUUAAACAAAAAGAUCCGCAAUGCCGAAGUUGCUCAAUUCAAUUUUAUUUUUGAGGAAGCUACCAAUUCGGUUAAUAUUCGAAAUAGGGAUGAUGCAGGUACUAAAUCCAAGGGACAAACAAUUAAUUUGGAAGAAGUUAUCAACAAGUUAGUGAAAUUAAAAAACGAAAAAAGACUUAAAAACAGUUUAGAUUAA